Caenorhabditis briggsae is the source of this 132-nucleotide messenger RNA. The record is from RefSeq and is a predicted model, not a curated record. NCBI's taxonomy places the organism in Eukaryota, Metazoa, Nematoda, Chromadorea, Rhabditida, Rhabditidae. The coding region runs from base 1 to 132 and encodes 43 amino acids. The transcript has a single exon.
AUGUGUUUUCUGUUUAUGUCUGUCUCAGAUAUAACACAACAGUCAGCCGAUUGUGAUAGCUCACAGAUCUCUGUUACCAACUGCAAAUCUAUUCGAUUCAGUUCCUGUUUAAAUGCAAAAAACAGCAGUUAG